UUCAUAUACCAAAUUCAGCCGCUGUGUGGAGCUGCGUCACUUCAUUUGAGAACCGACUUCCUUUGAAUGUACACUCCCUCAGACAUAUGUGAAUUGUUAAUAAGAACGUAGUGACUAUCAUAAAGAUAGCUUUAAGUUAUUUUUAAAACGCUUUUUCUUUUUUUCUCUCCAAUAAAUAGUCUCUGAAACUGGCUGUUGUAGGAGGAGCUGAAAAUGACAAUAUAACAUUGUAUCAUUCAUAUAGUUUGAUAUAGUAUAGCAGUAGGAGGUAACCUUUAUUAUCUUCUCGCUGAGAUAAAAUGCAGCACCGACGGUUAAAUUUCGCUCAGAUACGAUUGUCCACCAUGUCCCACACGGUGCCUCCGGUCCUCUCUGUUGUCCCCUCUCGGGCUCUGGUGGAUGAGAAGUUCAGGGUGCUGGUGGAGAAUCUGCCUCCAGGAGCUCCAGUAACACUUCACUCCCUGCUCCAGUCUGAGGACAAGGACUACUGGGAGGCCUACGGACACUACAUCAGUGAUGAGAGAGGAGCCGUGUCCGCUGCAGAUGAUCUCAGUUUCGGGGGAACUUACAAAGGGAAAGAAGCCAUGGGUUUAUUGUGGAGUAUGCGUCCAGUCCCAGGCAGCCGUGACGGCCUCAGGUUGAGAAAGUCGGACGUCUGCACGCCCCUGCUGGUCAACAUCUCCGUCUACAGUGGACAUGUAACGGAGGGCUUCAGGGAGCAGACUCCUCUGGCCUCGUCGAUCACAGAGAGAUGGUACAUGGCUCCAGGGGUCCAGAGGAUUGUUAUCAAAGAGGAAGGAGUAAAAGGGACCCUGUUUAUACCUCCAGGUCCAGGACCCUUCCCCGGCAUACUGGAUAUGUGGGGAGGCAGCGGAGGCCUGAUGGAGUAUCGUUCAUCCUUACUGGCGUCUCACGGUUACAUUUCUUUUGCACUGGAGUAUUUCAGCCCCGGUGAGCUGAAGUCAGCAGACACAGAGUUCGAGUACUUUGAGAAAGCGUUUAAUAUCAUCCAGAAACAUCCUCAAAUGAUUCCGGACAGAGUCGGAGCUUUUGGUCUUUCCCUCGGAUCAGUUUUUGCCAUCAUGUUGGCAGCUGAGAGCAACGUGGUCAAGCUUCAAUGUGGUGUUUGUAUCAGCGGGAAUCACCUUUAUCCACGUGAAUUGACCCUCAGAGGGGUCUUUCUAAUGUUGGCCAGCAAAUCUCACAAGAUACGCCACGAUGAGAACAACUAUGAGAUAUGGCGAGACAUGGGACUGGCAAUUGUCAACAAUCCUAAAGGGAAAGUGGACGUGGGUAAAAUAAACUGCCCGUUGAUGCUGUUGAACGGUGGUGAUGAUCAGAACUGGCCCACAGUGGAGGCUGCUGAGGAUAUGGCCCAGAUGUUGCGUGCGGUGGGGAAGGAGCACCUGCUGACCAGAGUCACCUACCCGGAUGCUGGACACCUGAUCGAGCCGCCGUACUCGCCUCACUUCAGAGCCACGAAGUUCAUAAAGGACAUCACAAAAGAGAAAGUGAUUCUGCUGUGGGGAGGACAGACCAAACCACACGCAGACGCUCAGGAAGACGCCUGGAACAAGAUCUUGACUUUUCUGCAGCAGCAUCUGAAACGCCAAAACAACUCCCAAAGCCAGGAUGUGAAAGAUCACUCAAAGAAUCAAAUCACCUCAAGAUGUGUCACUGCACAUUCCUACUGAAUCCAAAUGCUUUUAUUAUUUAGCGUGCGUUUAUUACGUUUUAUUGUAACUAUCUAACCUUCGACAGUUAUCAAGUUACUGAUAUCUGGAGACCAUGUCAGGAAAUUAUAUUAAUUCAAUAAUAUAUAUAUUCAUAUUGUAAAUUAUUGUGUUUUACAGUGAUUAAAUUAAUCAACUU
Molecule: messenger RNA, 1872 nt
Organism: Centropristis striata (black sea bass)
Lineage: Eukaryota; Metazoa; Chordata; Actinopteri; Perciformes; Serranidae
Product: peroxisomal succinyl-coenzyme A thioesterase-like
Exons: 11
Coding region: 300-1694 (464 amino acids)
Biological process (GO): fatty acid metabolic process; acyl-CoA metabolic process
Molecular function (GO): fatty acyl-CoA hydrolase activity
Source: RefSeq, a predicted model, not a curated record